Messenger RNA from Physella acuta, 705 nucleotides. RefSeq lists its product as uncharacterized. The record is from RefSeq and is a predicted model, not a curated record. NCBI's taxonomy places the organism in Eukaryota, Metazoa, Mollusca, Gastropoda, Physidae.
ACUCCGCCGGGACCAAAGUUUCGGUUUCACUGAGGUCUCCGUCCAAGAUGGCCGCCACGUCUGCAAACCAUGCAGCUAGCAUUGUUUAGCUAGGUCCGGUGUCCGUUUGGUGCAUAAACUCGGACAUUCGACCCCCACACGUGAUCACACCCGGAUAUUCGACCCCCACACGGACAUUACUCGGACACGCAGGAAAUUGUGAAAAUACGAGAUCGCAUGAAAUUGUGAAAAUACGAGAUCGCAUAAAAUUACAUGUGACCUGAAAAUGGAUUUCACCAAUCACACUUUCAGACGUGGACAUUAUAUGGAACCUGGAGCACGGUCAGACAGAGAACCACAGAGACAUGGAACCGUAUCCUUGUCUUCAUAUAGACUACAGCUGGACAGUGGUCACCACGCAUCAGUAGACACAGGGCGUGUAUAUCUUCACAUAGACACAGGGCGUGUACAUCUUCACAUAGACACAGGGCGUGUAUAUCUUCAAAUAGAUUAUGCUGGACAGUGGUCAAAACUCAUCAAUAGACCUAGGACGUAUAUAUCUUCAUAUAGAACAAUGCUGGACAGAGCUCGCAACACCUUCAAUAGACCCAGUUAUCUCAAAUACACAUUCUGUCUGGAAAUUAACAUCAGAACUUGGAACCAAAAGAAAAAAAAAACUGAAAUAAAAUUUGAAACUUUUAAUUUUCCUAGUUUGUCUUAACUAUG